Molecule: messenger RNA, 1379 nt
Organism: Brassica oleracea var. oleracea
Lineage: Eukaryota; Viridiplantae; Streptophyta; Magnoliopsida; Brassicales; Brassicaceae
Product: cinnamyl alcohol dehydrogenase 4
Exons: 5
Coding region: 103-1203 (366 amino acids)
Biological process (GO): lignin biosynthetic process
Molecular function (GO): zinc ion binding; cinnamyl-alcohol dehydrogenase activity
Source: RefSeq, a predicted model, not a curated record
GGUGCCUUUAUAAGUCCGUAGAGUCAUCUCUCAAAACAGUUUUCUCUGCAAGAAAGAACAACCACACAAAAAAGUCAGAGAAACCAAGAAAGAAAUAGAAAAAUGGGAAGUGGAGAAGGUGGAGAAAAGAAGGCUUUAGGGUGGGCUGCAAGAGAUCCUUCUGGUGUUCUCUCUCCUUACUCCUACACUUUGAGGAGCACAGGGCCAGAUGAUGUGUAUAUAAAGGUUAUAUGCUGUGGAAUCUGCCAUACUGAUAUUCACCAGAUUAAAAAUGACCUUGGAAUGUCCAAUUAUCCUAUGGUUCCUGGACACGAGGUGGUAGGUGAAGUGGUUGAAGUGGGAACAGAUGUGAGCAAGUUCACCGUAGGAGAUGUGGUCGGAGUCGGCGUUAUCGUCGGAUGCUGCGGUAGAUGCAAACCCUGCAGCUCAGAUCUCGAACAGUACUGUAACAAGAGAAUCUGGAGUUAUAAUGACGUCUACACCGACGGCAAACCAACUCAAGGUGGCUUCGCUGACACUAUGAUCGUCAAUCAGAAAUUUGUCGUGAAGAUCCCGGAAGGCAUGCCGGUGGAACAAGCUGCCCCGCUGCUCUGCGCGGGAGUAACUGUUUACAGCCCGUUGAGCCACUUCGGUCUAAUGUCAAGCGGGCUCAGAGGAGGGAUUCUAGGGUUAGGAGGAGUUGGACACAUGGGUGUGAAGAUAGCUAAAGCAAUGGGACAUCACGUGACUGUGAUAAGCUCAUCAGAGAGGAAAAGAGAAGAAGCAAUGGAUCAUCUAGGAGCUGACGACUAUGUAGUGAGCUCUGAUCAAGCAGAGAUGCAAAGAAUCGCAGACUCUCUUGACUAUAUCAUCGAUACCGUACCGGUGUUUCACCCUCUGGAGCCUUACUUGGCUAGUCUUAAACUCGAUGGGAAACUGAUCCUCAUGGGUGUUAUUAACACUCCUCUUCAGUUCAUCACCCCUCUCGUCAUUCUUGGGAGGAAAGUGAUAUCAGGAAGCUUUAUUGGGAGCAUUAAGGAGACAGAGGAAGUAUUGGCUUUCUGCAAAGAGAAAGGGCUUACGUCGACAAUUGAAGUGGUGAAGAUUGAUGAGCUUAACACUGCGUUUGAGAGGCUUCACAAGAACGAUGUUCGUUACAGAUUUGUGGUUGAUGUUGCCGGAAGCAAUCUCGUCGAGGAGGCUGCAACAACAACUACAAAAUGAAAGAGUAACUAUAUACAAAUGUGAUAUGGGUCCUAAUAUGUGUUGUGGUGUCUUGUUUUUCAAUUGUUCUGAACGAAUGCUUUGGUGUAUCAUUUAAUGUUUACUUUUGCUUCAAAUGUGAAUUUAUGCCACUGUCUUUUUCACUUUAAGAGAAAGAAUAAAUAUUAAUAUGAGCA